AUGGAAUACUCCGGCUUUGUUGAAGAAUAUCCAUGCAGCGCCUCAGAUAUUGAUAGGUAUGCAUCUAUAUCCGACGAGGACGGCAAGUUCUGGGGCUCUGCUCUCCCCGAGCAUUUGCGACUACCCAUGCCGGUGAUUGCACCAGGACUAGCAAACCCAGAUGUGCCCAUCGCGCCGAUGACAUCGGGGGAAAAUGAUCCUUUGCAUUCCGAGGUCACUCCGCCUCAAGAUGACCAAUUUCUUAUGCCCAACGAGGACAAUGCAGCAUCUUCGUUGCAUGCUUCACAUUCAUUGGCGCCAACAAGCCCAGCUGAACCAAUGGGGCCGAUGGCACCGCAGUCAUCUUCCGACGAUGAGUAUCUGGCCCUCUUGGAAACUUUAAAUAGUCAAAUUCUUCCGCCCAACCAUGACAAUGACGCAUCCUUCUUGGAUGCUUCAUAUCUUGAUUCAUAUCCAUCGGCCCCAGCAAUCCCCACCGGAUCAAUAGGGCCGAUUUCAGAGCAGCCAUUUCCCCUCGAGGAAUAUUCGAAUUUUACGCGCACAAUCAAUCCCCCAUCUUUCACACCCAGUCUGGUCGACGAAAGCUCCCCAUCCUCACUGCAAUCAUAUGCAUCUCCAUCAACGAACCCGGCUGGAUCAAAUGCGCUGAUACAACACGUGGCGCUUACUCCUGACCAAUUCGAACAAUUUCAGGCUUCAAAUGCAUUUCCCACUGCCAUUCCAUGCACGACCAACUUCUCCGAAGGCUGCCCCCCUUUCUUGGCAUCAGAUCCAUGGACUUCGACCAACCUGGCAGGAUCAGCUGCACCGGUGGCAGUGCGCCCUCAACGCGACUCUUCUAGUACAUCCCCGUAUGCAUCGGCGCAAUACGCAAACCCUAGUGCAUUCAGUCCGCAGGCGAUAGGCACACAUGAUCAGUUUGAUGCCCGUCAGUUCACGCCCAGUGUAGCAAAUGGCGGCCAGGAGACAACGUUCCGGUCCUCACAUGGUGUAGCUCCUCAACUGCCGCGCCAUGUAAAUGGUAUCCCAGCCGCGGCAGCCGGCAUAGUUGCCCCCGGCCCCUCUUCCCUUCCCAGCCAAGGGGACUGUGGUGCCGCAUUCCAAACGACUGCUGAUGUUUCCCAGUCGGUAAAAACAGGGAAGGCAAAUGGCAAACGAGCCGCUGAACCGACGGAAGCUGAUCAGUCAGCCAAACCGCGCAAUAAGAAGCCACGUUGCAUGCUAGGUGAAGAUUCAGCAGUGGAUAAGCAUGUGCUCGAGUGGCCGCAUGGGAAAUUGCAAUGCCUUGUCUGUCUCAACCAGGGCGUUGUAAAAGUGUAUGAGAGGAAAGAUCUUUACAACCUGAGGCGGCACAUAAGGGGUCCGCAUAAAAUUGAUCCGGGAUCCUCGCAUGAAUGCACGUUCUAUCCUUGCAAUAGAACUUACAAGCACUUAAGCGACCUGGUGAAACACCAGGCGAAGUGUAAACAUCGUCCUUAG
Molecule: messenger RNA, 1479 nt
Organism: Puccinia triticina
Lineage: Eukaryota; Fungi; Basidiomycota; Pucciniomycetes; Pucciniales; Pucciniaceae
Exons: 15
Coding region: 1-1479 (492 amino acids)
Source: RefSeq, a predicted model, not a curated record